ACCAAGAAUUGCGAGAUGAAGAAUGAAGAAAUUUCAAUGUGCACUGUACCCCAUCAAACAAGCUUUGAAUAUUCUACUCCGAAUUUCAUUAAUUAAAAAAAAUACUGAAUAAUGUCCCACCAAUUUUUCCGGGAUCCUUCCGCAUUCGGCCGGCUUAUCUAAGCCCCCAUUUGAUUCUUCUUUGACAUUAGCACUACCAUCAUCACUCGAUAGUAUAUUCAAAUUGGACAUAGAGUGAUGCAUGUUUGUUGGGAGAAUAUAUAUCUUUCAUCGUAUCUCUGCUAUCAGCCGCCUUUAUUCAGGUCUGAUCCUUUGACUUCAAUAAAUGCUUGUCACGCUAUUUACUAUUGACAAAGUUUUAAGUGAGAUAUGGAUUUAUUUUAUGAUAAAGUUGCAGUCUUUCUUGGGUCCUUAAAUCGAGAGAGCAUAGUUUCUGUUUAAUUGUGUUUCUGUGAUUUCAAAGGUUUAUGCUCUGGUGUUGUUUGUGGGUUUGACUAAUCUUGAUUUUUGAUGAAGCCUUCAUUUACUUCUUUUUAAAGAGGAUCAAUACCAACUCUUCACCGUCUUUUGAUAGAGCCUUGCUUGGUGGUUUGCACUUUCCGAUGAUUUUUCACUUUGGUGUAUGUUUGAGAAAAGGAAUUUCUGAACCUAAAAUGGAAAUUCAGUUUUGUUAUGGCUUCAUCUAGCUAGGUUGUAGCCAGCCAAGCUUGUGAAGAUUCAUCUGCUCUGCCCUUCCAAACGAAAUGGGACUAGUUUUGCUAACAUUGUGGUUGCUUGUGGAAUCUGCUGCCUCUGGCUUGUUGGAGCAUGAAACGGAUUGUGGCAAGUACCAUGUUAGUAACUCAAAUGAUCCUAGUCGCCAACUCUUCUAUAUUGACGGCAAUUUGGUAGAGCGGUAUUUAUUCUGCAAGGCUAUGCGCGAUUACCAGGAGAGACAAUGCUUUGUUCAGGACAAUGUCAGAAACAAGUAUUGCCAGUCAUUAGAGAAACUGCCUUUGCUGUCUGGCAGAAAAUCACUCCACGCUGUUGCUAGAGAUGGAUAUAGUGAGAUUGAUUCUGAUACAACAACUUUGGGUGGAAAGGAUAAACAUGACAAUCCUAUAUUAAAACCGAAAAUGCUAGCCAUGGCAGCGCCGGCUUUCUUUCUUUUGUGUUGUACUAUAGUCUGUCCGUGCUUUCAGGCAAGGAAAAAGGAUUCUGGUCAUACUCUCUCCAGGGAACCAAAUUCAACUGAUGCAUUUACAUCUUUAGAAAUGAAUCCUAUACUUGAAAAGAUUGUUGGCAGCCCACAAAGAGUGCCGCCGAGUCCCUUGAGAGUGCCCCCAAGUCCUUCAAGAUUUUCAAUGUCUCCGAAACUCAAUAGGCUCGGCUCUGUUCGUUUAAAUAUGCACCAAGUUCUGAGGGCGACCCAAAACUUUUCUUCUUUAUUAGUAAUAGGUGAAGGAGGGUAUGGAACUGUUUACAAGGGCGAACUACCAGAUGGCCAGGUUGUAGCUAUCAAGCGAGCAAGAAAGGAGCAUUUUGAAGCCCUGCGGACUGAGUUCCGAAGUGAAGUCGAACUUCUAGCUAAAAUCGAGCAUCGCAAUCUAGUGAAGCUUCUAGGUUAUCUUGAAAAAGGAAACGAACGCCUGAUCAUCACGGAAUAUGUUCCCAAUGGUACCCUUAGGGAGUAUUUAGACGGUAACAAGGGAAACAUAUUGGAUUUCAAUCAGCGACUCGAGAUUGCCAUUGAUGUUGCUCAUGGCUUAACGUAUCUUCAUCUAUAUGCCGAGAAGCAGAUAAUCCACAGGGAUGUUAAGUCCUCGAACAUUCUGCUGACGGAGAGCUUGAGAGCCAAAGUCGCGGAUUUUGGAUUUGCUAGGCUGGGAGAAGACACGGAGAAAACUCAUGUAUCGACCAAAGUAAAAGGGACAGUGGGUUACCUCGAUCCCGAGUAUAUGAAGACGUAUCAACUUACGACAAAGAGCGAUGUGUACUCGUUCGGGAUACUGCUUAUAGAGAUAUUAACUGGGCGUCGGCCCGUGGACCCCAAAGGAGCGCCAGAUGAGAGGGUGACAGUGAAAUGGGUUUUUCGCAAGUACAACGAAGGGAGAUUCUGGGAGAUGGUGGAUCCUCUGGUACAUGAGAAGAUAGACAAGGAGAUAUUGGGGAAGAUGUUUGGUUUGGCUAUCCAGUGCGCUGCACCAACACGAGCGGAUCGGCCGGAUAUGAAAGCCGUGGGAGAGCAGUUGUGGGGGAUUAGGAUGGACUACAAGAGUGAGAGGAGAUGGUGAACGUAAGUUGUGCUGUGUUGAUGCUUUGUUUGCUGCUCAAUCACUAUUCUUAUAGAGUUUCUUCAUGCAUCGAUGACAUUCAUAUUUACCCUUAUAAAGUUCUCUCUCUCCCUCCAUAUUGGUUAGUGUGUUUUUUUAGAUGAAUGGCGUAUGUUUAUGGUUAAGUUUAGUUAGUGUAGUUGCACAAAUACAGUGCUAAAUAGUAAGCCUAGUCGAUUCCAGUUUGAUUUAUCGAGUCAAGCCUCGAGCUUUUUUUAAAAAUUCAUAACUUUAUCAACCCUAAGUGAGAUUUUUAAAUUUAUUAUUUAAAAUAUUAAUUAUUGUGCUCA
Messenger RNA from Salvia splendens (bonfire salvia), 2602 nucleotides. Its product is annotated as calmodulin-binding receptor-like cytoplasmic kinase 3. Gene Ontology annotation, molecular function: ATP binding; protein kinase activity. The transcript has 8 exons. NCBI's taxonomy places the organism in Eukaryota, Viridiplantae, Streptophyta, Magnoliopsida, Lamiales, Lamiaceae. Gene Ontology annotation, biological process: protein phosphorylation. The record is from RefSeq and is a predicted model, not a curated record. The coding region runs from base 744 to 2273 and encodes 509 amino acids.